AUGGAGCUUCCAGAGCUGCGGCUGGCUGUACAUGCACAGGAACGACGCCUUACAGACUUGGAGUCCCGCCCAGAAGGACCAGAUGUUUCGCAGGUGCUAUCAGAAGAUGCAGACACAAAGGAUGCGGAUGCUGGACCUGCCGACGUAGCAGGCACGCUAGAGCCUCGCAGAGAUGGCGAAGAGGAGCUCCAUGGAUUGGCAGAGCAACGGGUGUCCCAGCUAGAGGUUGCGCUGUGGUCCUUGCAAACCGUGGAACUUCCUGAGAUGCGUGUGGCUCUCCACUCUCAGGACCAGCGACUCCUCAGCUUGGAAUCCCGACAUGCACACGAUGCCACCGCGCAGGUGCUCUCGGCAAGCGAGUUAGUGGAAGACGUGGCAACGCGCUUCUCUGCAGGAAGCAACUCGGAGCCUGCGCAUGACGCCUUGGCAGGCAGGGUUCCGAGUGCACGGGCGGAACAUGCCGAGGCGCGAAGCAACGCUGGCGAAGAGGCUGCUGGCGGGCACCAAUCGAGGCGAGCUGCUGUUACUGUCCAUCGCGCUGGUGCGGAAGAUGGAGGCGGACCUUUGACCAUCGCCUCCGGACCUUCCGGCCCAGAGAUGAGUGCGGGUCCGGGCCCGUCCGUUUCUGCAGUGCCCGUGCCCGGCACGCCCAGCAUGCUCGGCACCGGCCGUUCCGCAGACGGCGAAGAGCGGCUUCAGCGGCCUGGGCCUUCUGGGCCCGGCGGCGACGGCGACGCCGGCAGUGGGGAAGCUUUCGAGGGCCUCGCACCCUCCCACCGAGACGGUUCCGGUGCCACCAUCAUCACAGGUGACGCAUGGCCCAGUUGGCCCAGUGCAGAUGGUGCGGCAGGGAGUAUUAGCUUCGCGGCAGAGCGCGCGGGUGAAGCUCGUGAAGCCUUUCGCGACUAUCGCGGGGAGAAUGCUGAUGGGGCGGCAGGUGAAGCCCGUGAGGCCCGAAUUUCAGAGAAUGCGUAUGACAUGAGCGUCCCGAACGGCAUGUCGCGACGCGCCUCCGGACACACUGGGCACUCUGCGCACUGGGGUGAUGGACGUGAUGGAGCUGGUGGCAGCGAGUCCGAAGUGCACUUGCCACAGUCCUUGGGAGGAGAUGGUGCUGCGGGCGGAGGUCGCGCUCGUGAAGGAGACUUUGGCGGUGGAGCCCCAGGCCCAGAAGCCCAAGAGGGACGCGUGCCUGAAGCGGACCGCGCAGCGGCGCGAGCUGCUGGGAGCUCGCAAGGGCGCCGCCAAGAAGUUCACGAAGUCUCAGAUGCCCAGGACGUGUCUCCAGACUCCGCUUCGCAGGAUUUCGAAGACAGUGUCAGCCAGUUGCAAUCCUUGGACGAAGCCUUGCUCUCCCUUGUCAGCCGCAGCACAGGCCGCGGCCAUGGCCAUUGCGAUGAGCGCGAUGAGGGCGACGAGGGCGGGCGCGAUGUGCGAGAAAGUUCAGGGCAAGAGUUCGACCCCUCCGAGGCGCCCAGCAGGAGUUCGUCCGACUUGAGCAGAUGUGCUCAGCGCGAGGAGGCUGAGACUUGA
This is a messenger RNA of Symbiodinium natans, 1533 nucleotides long. The record is from the annotation of a GenBank genome assembly. Lineage: Eukaryota; Dinophyceae; Suessiales; Symbiodiniaceae.